GCCAACUAACUGCUACAGUUCAUAAAAAAAUCUUCACAAAUCUCCCAGAUCUGCUCUUACCUCUCAUUUCGCCCAUCCCAAGCUAGGCAUUUCUAAAUAUCAAGGAGAAACAAAAAGAAUUGUGAAUACUAUGAUGGCCUCAGAGAGGGAAGUUUUUGGUCUUUCAGGGCCCUUACACCUCAAUAAUAUAGACUGGAAUAAUUCACAUCAUAGAAGAUCAGUUGCAGCCAGUUUGGUUGAGGGUGUCUAUAUCUUGGAGCGAGACCGUCAGGAAAAGCGAGAGGGUUCUCAAGCUCUGGCUCCUCCAUGGUGGGAGUUCUUUCAUUUUAAGUUGGUUCGUAAGCUUGUUGAUGAUGCUGAUUUUGCCGUCUUUGGUGCUAUUUAUGAGUAUAAGCCUCCAUCGUCUCAUUUUAAUGACUCGAUAGUCUUGAUCGAUCGAAGUCCCCGCUAUGUGAUUGCGUUUCGAGGUACCAUAACUAGACCAGACUCAUUCACUAGAGACUUUGAGUUGGAUGUCCACAUAAUACGAAAUGGGCUACACCAGACCUCUCGGUUUGAGAUCGGCAUGCAAGCUGUUCGAAACAUGGUUGCUACCGUAGGUGAAAAAAAUGUCUGGUUAGCUGGCCAUUCCCUGGGGGCAGCCAUGGUAAUGCUGGCUGGAAAGACCAUGGCUAAGAUGGGAAAUUUUUUGGAAGCUUUCCUCUUCAAUCCUCCAUUCUUAUCCGCCCCGAUAGAGAGAAUCAAAGAUAAGAAAGUGAAACAUGGACUUCGAAUCGCAGGCAGUGUAAUCACAGCAGGACUUGCUCUUGCUGCAAAGGGUAAGAAUCCAAGGACUCGUCAGUCCGAAGGUACAUUUGCAGCUUUGUCUGCAUGGACACCAUCACUAUUUGUGAAUCCCGCAGACCACAUUUGCUCCGAGUAUGUCGGUUAUUUCGAGCACCGGAAAAAGAUGGAAGAAAUCGGAGCAGGGGCCAUCGAGAGAUUAGCAACACAACAUUCAUUAGGAGGUCUGUUUAUGAGUGUAGUUGGAAAGGGUGCAGAAGUUGCAGAGCCACUGCAUCUGCUUCCUUCAGCAAACUUGACAGUGAAUCUGAGUCCUUCAAAUGAUUUCAAGCAAGCACAUGGGAUUCAUCAAUGGUGGAGACCUGAUCUGAACUUGAAGUCCAAUGUUUACAAGUUCAAAUAGUUUGCCUUAUACAGCUUUAUCUUUUAUAUGUGCCAUUAGAGGAGUCCUUUAGUGGUUCCUAUUGCUGUGGAUUAAGAAAAACAUAUGUAU
Messenger RNA from Hibiscus syriacus, 1276 nucleotides. Its product is annotated as GDSL esterase/lipase At4g10955-like. The transcript is spliced from 3 exons. The record is from RefSeq and is a predicted model, not a curated record. Gene Ontology annotation, biological process: lipid metabolic process. NCBI's taxonomy places the organism in Eukaryota, Viridiplantae, Streptophyta, Magnoliopsida, Malvales, Malvaceae. Bases 131 to 1186 code for a protein of 351 amino acids.